UUCAUAGAGAAAUUAUUGUUUGUUGCAUCGGCCUUGUCGUAUUUGACACAACGGUUGACCAGAGACCAAUACUCUAAGAGAUUUCCUGUUUAUCCUUCAGUGCCUUUUUCCAAUAUUAUAUGGUAUACAGACUGCUGCGACCUGGGAUUGAUGAUGGUUCUUUGUUGUCAGUGCCUCAAAUAUAGACGGUCUCGUCACUUGUUCCAAACGGUCUCCAUUUCUCUUGCUUGGAUAGUCAUAUUAUUCCUCGGUGUCUCUUUCUUGAUUCUUUACAACGCCACAAUUAAUUUCCCUGAAGAUAUUGGUCGAUAUGGAUUGCUUUACAUUGAUUUUGUUGAUUGGAUUUGGAUAUCUGGUGCUAUUUUUGGAAGUCUGAAGUACACCUCGCAGGUUUCGUUGAAUUGGAUUGGUAUGUGUACAAAGGGACUAUCAUUGGUGUCACUGGGAACCGACCUUCUAGCAGUAUCUAUUCAACUAUUGGUGAGGGUCAUGAAGCAUGAUCAUAGAGAUGAAACAUUCCAUUUCGAUCCGGUAGUAAGUAAAACAAAAAUGAGUAUAGCUCAACAUCCAGUGAAACAAGAACUAACAGGCCAUUCAUAG
Hansenula anomala is the source of this 600-nucleotide messenger RNA. RefSeq lists its product as uncharacterized. Lineage: Eukaryota; Fungi; Ascomycota; Saccharomycetes; Phaffomycetales; Wickerhamomycetaceae. The annotation marks the transcript as partial. The record is from RefSeq and is a predicted model, not a curated record. The transcript has 2 exons.